AACCCUUUAAGUCUUCCAACUCGUGCUGCCAGUUGCAGCCCAAAAAAGGAACCUUCAGUUGUAUGGCUGUCAGCCAAGACCAUUCAGUUUAGCUUCUUGUGAUUUUUAUGGAUUUCCUGGGCGAGAGAAACAAAAGGCUGCAUCUGAAAGACGAGCAUGCCACCCAUGUGGGAGGAUGACUGCACUCUUUCCAGCGUGGCCUGAGUUGGAUCACAGCAGGCUGUGAAGGAUCUCCUCCCGUUUGCGAUGCCAGCAAGAGGACCCAUGGGCGGCUUGGUUCCUGCUGCUCCUUCUCCAACCGGCUCCUCCUUUUUUUAAUGCCUCCGUGUAGAACUUUUGCCUUGGCUCUCUCUCCCUCAUGGAAACCACUUUGACGGAUCCUGUGAUGCUUUCCCUUGUAGAGCGGUGGGAGAGACUUUCACACCUUACCCUGGUUCCGAAUUCCUUUUGACGUUGAAUCUCCUGAGUGGUCGGAGCUGGAUGUUGAGGUGGUGGUUGCUUUUCAGUGGGAGUGUUAUGUUUGCCAGGUGUCAGAGCAGUGGAGGACUUUGUUUUCUUGAAGUGGAGGAGUGUAUCUUUUGUGCUGUGUAGUCCUUGUUUCCUUGCGAGAAACGGCCUGGGAGCAAGACUGCUGUAACGUGAUUCCAGUGCCAGCCAAGGAAGAGAGAGAGGAGCGCCUUUUGCUGUUUAGCUGAAUGCUUUGAUAGAUAAUAGCAGACAUGCUUUGUGGGCUGAAAAAGGAUUUGCAGUCUGGUUUUGAUGAUGGACCUUAUUCGAAAGGAAGCAAAGACUCAGGUGGAUUGGAUACUGCGUUGGUCUCAAGAAGACAAAGUAUACCAGAAGAAUUUAGAGGAGUCACGAUUGUGGAGCUAAUCAAAAAGGAAGGAAGCACCCUCGGAUUAACUAUAGCUGGUGGCACUGAUAAAGAUGGGAAACCAAGAGUCUCUAAUCUAAGGCCAGGAGGACUGGCAGCAAGGAGCGAUCAGCUAAAUGUUGGCGAUUACAUCAAGUCAGUGAACGGGAUUAACUUGACAAAAUUGCGACAUGAUGAAAUUAUAAGUCUGUUGAAGAAUGUGGGAGAAAGGGUAAUAUUAGAAGUAGAAUAUGAGCUACCACUAGCUGCCCCUGAUAAUAGUGCUGGCAUCAUUCCAAAAACCAUUGAAGUUACCCUCUAUAAAGAAGGCAAUAGUUUUGGAUUUGUACUACGAGGAGGAGCCCACGAAGACUGGCAUAAAUCCAGGCCAUUAGUACUGACUUAUGUUAGACCAGGUGGCCCAGCAGACAGAGAAGGGUCUUUGAAAAUUGGGGACCGGCUAUUGAGUGUGGAUGGGAUUCCUCUUCACGGCGUGAGUCAUGCUGAUGCACUAAACAUUCUGCGUCAGUGCAACCAGGAGGCCCUGUUCCAGAUUGAGUAUGACGUCUCCAUAAUGGAUAUGGUAGCCAAUGCGUCAGGCCCUUUGCUAGUGGAAAUUGCAAAGGCUCCCGGCUCUGCCCUAGGAAUCACAUUAUCAAUGAACACCCAUCGGAAUAAACAGGUCAUAAUCAUUGAAAAGAUCAAGCCAGCUAGUGUGGGAGACAGAUGUGGGGCUCUGCAUGUAGGUGAUCAUAUCCUUUCCAUUGACGGGACUAGCACAGAGCAUUGCUCCUUGUUGGAGGCCACCCAGCUGUUAGCAGCCACAUCAGAAACUGUUAAGCUAGAGAUACUCCCUGCUCACUACAGUAGACUUCCCCUCAAGCCUCUGGAUACAGUCAAAGUGCAGAAGAGCGAACACCACCACUGCUGGGAUCCUUGUGUCAGCUACUGCCACACCCACCAUCCAGGACAUUGCAAGACACCUACCUGGAAUCAGACAACCAGCCAGGACUAUUGUAAAUCUCUUGUAGCUUCCAACUUUGCAUCUCCCACCAUGAACACAUCAGGGUUGGCCUACCAGAAUUCCAAUACUCUACCUCGAAGCAAUCAUCCCAUGAGCCCACGGGCCACAUUGAUGAGGAGAAGACAGAGGAAGAAGGAGCACAAAAGUUCAUUAUCAUUAGCUUCCAGCACUGUGGGUCCUGGUGGGCAGAUUGUUCAUACAGAAACAACAGAGGUGAUUUUAAGAGGAGACCCCUUGAACGGCUUUGGACUGCAGCUCCAGGGUGGGAUCUUUGCUACCGAAACCCUCUCUUCGCCGCCUCUCAUCCGUUUCAUUGAGCCAGACAGCCCAGCAGAAAGGUGUGGCCUUCUACAAGUUGGAGACAGAGUACUUUCCAUCAACAGCAUUGCAACUGAAGAUGGGACAAUGGAGGAAGCCAACCAGCUGUUGCGGGAUGCAGCACUUACGAAUAAAGUUGUAUUAGAGAUUGAAUUUGAUGUGGCAGAAUCUGUCAUUCCAAGCAGUGGUACCUUCCAUGUGAAACUACCUAAGAAAAGGGGUGUGGAACUUGGGAUUACUAUCAGUUCAAGCAGAAAGUCUGGUGAGCCUUUAAUUAUCUCUGAUAUCAAGAAGGGGAGUGUAGCACAUAGGACUGGCACCUUGGAGCCUGGAGACAAGCUGUUAGCUAUUGAUAAUAUCCGACUUGACAAUUGCUCAAUGGAAGAUGCAGUGCAGAUUUUAAAACAGUGUGAAGAACUUGUCAAAUUGAAGAUCAGGAAGGAUGAGGAUAACUCUGAUGAGCAAGAAACCACUGGGGCUAUCAUCUACACAGUGGAAUUGAAGAGAUAUGGUGGGCCCCUGGGAAUCACUAUUUCAGGCACAGAAGAACCUUUUGACCCCAUUGUCAUUUCAGGCUUGACAAAACGAGGGCUGGCAGAAAGAACUGGAGCGAUCCACAUAGGAGAUCGAAUAUUAGCUAUUAAUAAUGUCAGCCUUAAAGGGAAGCCCCUAAGCGAAGCCAUUCAUCUACUCCAAAUGGCUGGAGAGACAGUAACGCUAAAAAUCAAAAAGCAAACCGAAAGGACUUUUCCUCAAAAAUCUGGGAGUAUGACUGAGGUUAGUGACCUAGAGGAUGAUUUGACUGAUUCUCAGAAAACUAGCAAGCUCUCUGAGGUGUAUUCCACCACGAUCCCUAGUGUGGAUAGUGCUAUGGAAUCCUGGGAUGGUUCGGGUAUUGACACAGGCUAUGGAAGCCAAGUGGGUACUUACUUGCCUCAGGCUGUCGGCAUUGCGCUUCAUCCCCAUGAAUGGAGAUCCAGCAGGCAGAAAAGCAGCACCCCUCCUGGAGACACCAGGAAGAGCUACCCUUUUACACACGGCGGUUUCAAUGAGGAAGACUGGGAGAAGCCGAGCAGAUAUCCCACCUGCCAAAAUGGCCUUGAGAUGCCACAUGAGGAUAAUUUUUGGCGCGUUUUUGGAGAAGCUUUGGAGGACUUGGAAACGUGCGGCCAAUCGGAACUUUUGAGGGAGAUUGAGGCAUCCAUCAUGGCUGGCAGUAUACAUAAUCUGAGCCUUGAUGGGGGCAAAUUGCCCAGGAACUCUGUGAACCAGUCAGGACUGAGCCCAGCAAGGAAAAGCAACCCCAAGAGCUCAGGUGAAGGGCAGGACAACAACAAUGUGACCCCUACUAAGAAUGACAAGAAUUUGGAGAUAAAGACAAUAAAGGAUGAGAUUCAAGAAAUCAUGUCUCCGACUCCUCUUGAGCUGCAUAAGAUGACAAUUUACAAGGAUCCCGAAACUGAAGACUUUGGGUUCAGUGUCUCUGAUGGCUUGCUAGAAAAGGGUGUCUAUGUGAAUAUGAUCCGUCCAGGUGGGCCAGCAGACCAGUGUGGACUCAAGCCUUAUGACAGAGUCCUCCAGGUGAAUUGCAUCCGUACAAGGGACUUUGAUUGCUCUCUGGCUGUUCCUCUGAUAUCUGAGGCAGGAAAUAAGUUGGACCUUGUAAUCAGUCGAAACCCCCUGGCUUUCAUUGCCAAUACUUGCCUACAGGAGCCAAGCAGCUUUCCAGACCAGCAGUCGGUUGGAGGGGAGGUAAAGACAAGCGCACAGACACUCUGAAGGACGGCUAGGUUUGGUGAUCUGCUCUUCUCAAGGUUCUGUGGGAGGAAAGGAAUUAAUGGGUGUCUGUUGUGUGGUGUGUGAGAGUUUUUUUGUUUGUUUGUUUGGGUUGUCGUUUGUUUUUUUUUGCACUCGUAUUUAUGCUUAAUCUACAUAAUGUCAGUUGCUGUGAAGAGAUGUUUCCUCUCCCCCAACCAAUCACAUUUUGAAGCCAACACAGCUUGGCUUUGAAGGUUCAAGCUGAGAUGGAGUGAACUAGUCAGCGAUGGAGCCAGUUGCUGACAGCAACUCCCAGAAUAAUUCACCCACAGGAGAACAUCCUUACUCAUCAUAUGAGUGUUUCCACUGCAUGGGUAAUAGAGCACAAGCUCUUCCCCAGUCUGUAAGGACUUGGAUACAUGGUGCUGUUUUUGUUUGUUUUGUUUAAUCAAGUGAAGUUAAUCUUAAAAUGGAUUUCGCCCCCUUUUUUUGUGUGUGUGAAAGACAUCCCUACAACACUCCUUGAGCCCCUUCUCCAGUUCCCCUGCACAUUCUCACAGAUCACUUAUCAGGAAUCUCUUUGACACUAAGUGCACAUUCUACUUUUGGAUUUAAUUUAAAAGGCAACCUGUUCCUCAAGAAGAUGAAGCUCUGACAAAUACCUUCCCCAUAAUUUAUUCUUUGGGAGAUACCAGAAAUACUUUUCACUUUCAAAAUCCUUCAUAAUUUAUUCUUUGGGUGGUAGCAGAAAUAUGUUUCACCUUUAAAACAUUGCCCAGCUUAAUUUCUUACUGAGUUUCUUACUCUCCAACCACCAUUUCUUGAAAGCACUUAUUGUAUAGCAUUGCACGGGGAACAUAAAGCCUCUUGGACCAGCUAUUUAUUUUUGAGCACAAACAGAGCCCCAAAAUUGUUCCCAGAUGUCCUCUCUGUAUACAGUUAUGAGUGGGCAGCUGAAUCACUUGCAUCAAUGUCUUCUCCCGCUUAAUGAUCUGUGUGGUGGUGGUGGUGGUGGAAGGAAUCUUGGUUACUCCGUAGCAUGAGACAGUGUCUCUAGAUUGAUAUUGUACCUCCAAGUACAUCCUCUGUGGAUUGCACCAGUGCAAUGUGUACAUUUGUUUAAUCCCACGAUGAUGCUUGACACUUUGUUGUAACCUAUCAGUAGCAGCAUCCCUGUGUUUUUCUACAAUUACCUUUUUUUUUCUUCUAUGACUUGUGAGCAUGAAGCCUUUGUAAACCAGGACUUUGCAUCAGCCUCCUGAGUCAAAUCCUCUUGUAGCACUGCUGUGUGUGAUAUUCACAUUCUUUCAAUUAUCUGCCUACAGUUAACAAUUUCAAAAGAAGCCAUGAUUUCUUCAUUUCAAAAGGGGAAAAUGCCAGGAUUUGUGGUUUCUCCCUGGCCAGUCCACUAGUGGGCUCUGGAACCACUCUUUAUUGUGAUUAUUUAAGUUGACCUUUACUUGGGAAUUUAGUUCAUUGAAUGGGAAAACUAGCUCCUCUCUUCCUUUCUAAUAGUUUUAAUUUUGAUAUCUAUUUUCUACUGUUUUGGUUCAUAUUGAGAUACCAUGCUUUUGUCAAGAUUGGAAACACCCGUUAGAUGAGUCCACUGAUCCAAGGUGGUUUCUGGUCUGAACCCAGCCCAAGCUGUGAGCAUAUAUAUCUUUUUUUGCUAUUUCACAGCACUGCUCUCUCUCUGUGACUUUCUUAUCAAGAUGUGCAUGAGUCUUAUUGGGCUGUCUCUAGCUGUAGCCAUUCUCUCUUCUCAAAGUAUGCAAUAUUCCAUACCAUUGCUGCCAUAAUCUAGAUAAUGUGCCAUAAAAGAAACAAAAAAAAAUAUUGAUGGAUGUGUGAAAAAUGGGGGUUUUAUAUGCAAUAUUCUCAUAAUGGCAGAAGCUCCCUGUGGCUUCAAUUAGGUUUUUAAUGAAGACUUUUAAUAAGGCUUUAAAAAUGGUCCUUGUAUCCCUUCCUAUGCAUUUUGAAUGAUAUAAAAAUGAAAUGCAUUAAAUGUGUAUUUUUAUCCAUAUAUUAGAGUGUAUUCCUGUACAAAGUAUUUUUAUAUGCUAAUUUUCUUAUGUAUCUAUGAAAGCACAAUAUUCAAAGAAUAUUUUAGUCCUGUUUUGGACCUAUUUGUAAAUCUGUGUAUUUAAAUGGUAUUACAAUUCCUUAGAUUUUUUUUAAAUUAAAUAAAGCAAAAUAAAUUA
Messenger RNA from Pantherophis guttatus, 6154 nucleotides. RefSeq names its product glutamate receptor interacting protein 2 (gene GRIP2). The record is from RefSeq and is a predicted model, not a curated record. Gene Ontology annotation, molecular function: protein binding. Lineage: Eukaryota; Metazoa; Chordata; Lepidosauria; Squamata; Colubridae. Gene Ontology annotation, biological process: neurotransmitter receptor transport, endosome to postsynaptic membrane.